AUAUGUGAAACACCCACAAAUCAAGUGCUACAAUUCAUAGAUCGGACCAGCUCAUAUCUUAAAGUACUUCGUGUUAUUGGUUGGUUACUUCGUGUGCGUAACCGAGUUAAACAAAGGGUUCCUGAUCAUCAACAUAAUUUCACUAGUGAUGAGUUACGACAUUCUUUACAUUGCAUCAUCUGGAUCAUUCAAAGCGAACAUUUCUCUAAUGAAAUUCAUUGUAUAAACAACAACGUGGAAAUUAAGACUUCGUUGAAAACUCUUAGUCCCUUUAUUCAAGAGGUGGAUGGAUUUCCAUUGCUUCGUGUUGGUGGACGCCUUAUGCAUGCGAGUAUUUCAGAAGAAAGAAAACACCCUUUUUUAUUACCAAGACAUUGUCAUUUCGUUGAGACUUUGGCUAGACAUCAUCAUAUUGAAAAUUAUCAUGCCGGGUCUAAGGCGUUUAAUUUCAAUUUUACGACAACGAUAUUGGAUCGUCAAUGCCAGAGGAUUAACUAG
Messenger RNA from Teleopsis dalmanni, 498 nucleotides. RefSeq lists its product as uncharacterized. NCBI's taxonomy places the organism in Eukaryota, Metazoa, Arthropoda, Insecta, Diptera, Diopsidae. The record is from RefSeq and is a predicted model, not a curated record.